CAACAGAUACAAUGGCAAGGUCUUAUUUUGCUGUGUCCUUUUUUAUUUCUGCAGGAAAAAGGUAACUUCACUUAUUGUCCAGCAACAGGUCUGGCUGUAGGAAAUGAAUGUUCAGAGUUUGCUGGCUGGGCAUUUCCAUUUCCAGGAGUGUUCUUGCUGGAGGAAUUUAUAAGCCAAGAUGAGGAAUAUAAAAUGGUUCAGCUGAUGGAUCAAGAUGACUGGAAACUAUCACAAUCUGGCUGAAGGAAGCAGGACUAUGGGCCCAAAGUGAACUUUAAGAAAAAGAAGCUGAAAACUGGUGGCUUCUUUGGCUUGCCCAGUUUUAGCCAGGAGAUUGUACAGCGAAUGAAGGCUCAUUCUGCAUUAGAAGACUUCUUUCCUGUUGAGCAGUGUAACCUGGACUAUCUACCAGAAAGAGGUUCUGCCAUUGACCCACACUUUGAUGACUGGUGGCUUUGGGGGGAGCGACUGGUUAGCUUAAAUUUACUCUCAAAAACGGUGCUGUCCAUGUCUUGUGAAUCAGAGGAUGGUCUCCAGUUAGUUGCCAAUCACAAGCAAGCAAUGGGGGAAUCAAAUCCCUCUGCCUCACCUCAAGCUUCCCAGAGCCACAAACAAAACCACCUUCCUUCCACAACAGUAUGUGAAAAUUUAGCCAGUUGGGAUAUUAAC
Messenger RNA from Pelodiscus sinensis (Chinese soft-shelled turtle), 669 nucleotides. Lineage: Eukaryota; Metazoa; Chordata; Testudines; Trionychidae. The record is from RefSeq and is a predicted model, not a curated record.